CUCAUUCCAGUCCUUAGUGUCCAAUAGAUUUUUCGAUAUUAACACGUUGACAUAGAUUUGGGCUUAAUCCUGCUUUUCCCAUCACUUCUACUGUACAAUCAAUGGAUAUUGCUUAUGUUUUCUACGCGUACCUUCCAUGCAUUAUAGCUCUGUAUGUGAUCACGCAACAUCUCCUUCACAAGUUCCUGAAUUUCCCACCAAGUCCUUUUCCUGUUAUACCUAUAAUCGGUCACCUUUACCUGUUAAAGAAGCCUAUUCAGAAGACCUUAUCGAAUCUUUCCAAUUUGUAUGGUCCAGUGUUUUUCCUCCGGCUAGGCUCUCGUCCUGUCCUUGUUGUUUCAUCUGUAUCAGCUGCUGAAGAAUGUUUUACCAAGAACGACAUCAACUUUGCCAACCGGCCUCAGCUGCUCUAUGCAAAAUACCUCGGCUACAACUACAAUAGUAUUGUUUGGGGGCCUUAUGGUGAUCACUGGAGAAACCUGAGACGUAUUUCCUCUAUUGAGAUUCUUUCAACUUACCGCUUACAGAAAUUAUCUCAGAUUCGGUCUGAUGAGGUACAGACACUGAUACAAAGAUUGGUACUAUCUUGCGGUGAGGAUAAGUAUCAAACUUUGCACGUGAAACCUGUGCUCAGUACACUUAUGUUCAAUGUCAUGACUAGGAUGAUUGCUGGGAAGAAAUUUUUCGGGGAGGAUACAUUGAAGUCGGAAGAGGCCAAGAGAUUUAAGGAGAUAAUAGCGGAGUCAUCUGUCUUGGUUGGAGCAUCAAAUGUUGGAGAAUUUAUGCCAAUUAUUCGAUGGCUUUUGUUCAAUAAAAUGGAAAAGAAGCUGAAGAUAUUGCAUAAGAAAAGAGAUGGGCUUGUGCAAAAGUGGAUUGAAGAAUUUCGUGACAAAAUCUCAGAUGGUACUGGAGAAUCAGAGGAGAAAUCUAUGAUUGAGAUUCUGUUGUCUUUGCAACAUAAAGAACCCGAAUAUUAUACGGAUGAAACUAUCAAAAGUCUCAUGCUGGCUCUGUUACAGGCAGGGGUCAGUACAUCAGUUGAUACGAUGGAGUGGGCGAUGGCAUUCCUUCUUAACAGUCCGAAUGUGCUCAAGAAGGCACAAAGUGAAAUUGACAAUUGUGUCCCACGACAUCGUCUAAUUGAUGAGACAGACUUGGCUGAGCUUCCAUAUUUGAAAUGCAUCAUUCGUGAGACAAUGAGGAUGAGUCCAGUAGCUCCAUUCCUUGUACCCCACGAGUCGUCGAUGGAUUCCACUGUAUGUGGUUUUUUUGUCCCCCGUAAAACAAUGUUAUUGGUGAAUGUCAAAUCAAUACAAAAUGACCCUGGUUACUGGGAAGACCCUGAUAUAUUUAUGCCAGAGAGAUUUGAAGGUCUUGAUGUGGCCAAUGUGGGGUGUAAGUGGAUGCCAUUUGGAUCAGGCAGGAGAGGGUGUCCAGGAGAGGGAUUGGCGAUGCGUAUAGUUGGAUUGACACUAGGAGCAUUGAUUCAGUGCUUUGACUGGGAUCGCAUGGGCGAGGAAAUGGUGGACAUGACCACAGGAAGUGGACUAACCGCACCCAUGGCUCAACCAUUGAUGGCUAAGUACAGGCCUCGUCCGACAAUGAUCAACCUUCUGAGCCAAAUUUAAAGAGUAUAUUAUGCAGAUAGUUUGAUAACUUUGUUAGUUUCAUACAUUUUAAUUCGAAUUUGCCAAAUAUUAGUCUUGAUAAAUUUCUUAUAAAGGGGUUGCAGACUGUGCACUGCAUGUUUUUGUUA
Messenger RNA from Daucus carota subsp. sativus, 1756 nucleotides. RefSeq names its product cytochrome P450 81Q32-like. The coding region runs from base 102 to 1628 and encodes 508 amino acids. Gene Ontology annotation, molecular function: monooxygenase activity; heme binding; oxidoreductase activity, acting on paired donors, with incorporation or reduction of molecular oxygen. Lineage: Eukaryota; Viridiplantae; Streptophyta; Magnoliopsida; Apiales; Apiaceae. The record is from RefSeq and is a predicted model, not a curated record. The transcript has 2 exons.